This is a messenger RNA of Clavispora lusitaniae ATCC 42720, 1194 nucleotides long. It is a transcript of the gene CIT1, whose product is annotated as citrate (Si)-synthase. The record is from RefSeq and is a predicted model, not a curated record. Gene Ontology annotation, cellular component: mitochondrial matrix. Gene Ontology annotation, biological process: tricarboxylic acid cycle; carbohydrate metabolic process; citrate metabolic process. NCBI's taxonomy places the organism in Eukaryota, Fungi, Ascomycota, Pichiomycetes, Serinales, Metschnikowiaceae.
AUGCGUGGUAUUAAGGGCUUGGUGUGGGAAGGCUCUGUGUUGGACCCAAUUGAAGGUAUCCGUUUCAGAGGAAGAACCAUUCCAGACAUUCAAAAGGAGUUGCCUCAUGCUCCUGGUGGAACUGAGCCAUUGCCAGAAGCUUUGUUCUGGUUGUUGUUGACCGGCGAAGUUCCAAGCGAUGCGCAGACCAAGGCCUUUUCUGAAGAGUUGGCUGCCAGAUCUGCUUUGCCAAAGCACGUCGAGGAAUUGAUUGACCGCUCUCCUUCUCACUUGCACCCAAUGGCUCAAUUCUCCAUUGCUGUCACUGCUUUGGAAUCUGAAUCCCAAUUCGCCAAGGCUUACGCCAAGGGUGUGCACAAGUCCGAGUACUGGAAGUACACUUACGAAGACUCUAUCGAGUUGUUGGCCAAGUUGCCAAACAUCGCGGCUAGAAUCUACAGAAACGUUUUCCACGACGGUAAGUUGGCUGGCUCCAUCUCCAAGGACUUGGACUACGGUGCCAACUUCGCCACUUUGCUCGGCUACGGCGAGAACAAGGAAUUCUUGGAGUUGAUGAGAUUGUACUUGAGUAUCCACUCUGACCACGAAGGUGGUAACGUGUCCGCCCACACCACCCAUUUGGUUGGUUCGGCUUUGUCAUCUCCAUUCUUGUCGCUUGCUGCCGGUUUGAAUGGUUUGGCUGGUCCUUUGCACGGCAGAGCCAACCAAGAAGUUUUGGAAUGGUUGUUCAAGUUGAAGGCUGACUUGAAGGGUGACAUUUCCAAGGAGGCUAUCGAGAAGUACUUGUGGGAUACUCUUAACUCCGGAAGAGUUGUUCCAGGUUAUGGCCACGCUGUCUUGAGAAAGACUGACCCUCGUUACACCGCUCAAAGAGAAUUUGCUUUGAAGCACAUGCCAGACUACGACUUGUUCAAGUUGGUCUCCAACAUUUACGAGGUUGCUCCAGGUGUCUUGACCAAGCACGGUAAGACCAAGAACCCAUGGCCUAACGUGGACUCUCACUCUGGUGUUUUGUUGCAAUACUACGGUUUGACUGAGGAAUCUUUCUACACUGUCUUGUUCGGUGUUGCCAGAGCUUUCGGUGUCUUGCCUCAGUUGAUUCUUGACCGCGGACUUGGUAUGCCAAUUGAGAGACCAAAGUCUUUCUCCACCGAAAAGUACAUUGAGUUGGUCAAGUCUAUCGGCAAGAACUAA